GCUUUUUGCAAUGUAAACAGUUAAAAAUUACAAGAAUAGUUGAAAUUUUCAAAUCUUAUCGCUCAUAGUUUCUGUAUUUAUUUUUCAAAGAUACCAACAAAAAAUGGACAAAUGUAAUAUCAUUGAUUUGUGUGAUGUAAAAUCAGAGAAAUCCGUAGACACAUCCACCACCAUUCCCUUAGAUGAAAAUGCAAACACAACAUCGAACAUGUUUGAAGACGAAAGUUUUGCCAAACAAGAUUUGACCGAACAGUGGAUUCGCGAGCAGAAUGCCACUAUUCUUUCCUUUAAUGACAAUCUGAAGCAUGAAGGUCAAUCCAUCAACAUAAAAACAUGCGGCAGUUCUAAUCUAAUGGAUAUUGCUGUUAUGAUUCCAACCGAAAUAACUGAACUGGUGAACAAGGAAUGUGCCAUAAAGCUCAUAAACUAUUUGGUCAUCUACGCAAUUAAUAAGGUUACCGAAGCUGACCUGCACAGGAAGCUUCUUUCAGUUACUCCGGAUAUCGACCCACAGAUAAACUAUCGUAGCAACAUUGGAUUCCAGUGCGUUUAUGAGCGAUGUGUAGUGUUGUUUUAUGAGGCAUUGCUGGAUUUGACCGAGAUAUUGCAACAAUUUGAAUCAUCGCUUCAGAAUAUUGUCGUUUUGUGGAUGUACAACACGGUCGAAAACAUUUGUAAGGCGCACGCCAUCGACGGCACUUUCUUGCGCAAUGACAAAUACAUCGAAGCCUUGCUGAGAGACUUCAUGGCCAGUCAGAAGGAUGUACCAGAGCAGGGAAACAUCUUUUUCAAUAUUUACCAAAAAUUGCAACCAACUAUGGUUGCAGCGCCCUCCGUUCAAAACCAAGUGCCAACUGCCGCAGGAGCUUCAACGAAGAAACCCAGGAAACCACGCACUAAAAAGCUUGGGAAGAUCACUGUGACAAGUACUUAGAGUUACCUGCCAGCAUUAUUGCCAACGGCAAUAGAUUAAAGAAGUUGUCUUUUUCGAAAGACCACCCGCAUUGAGCCCCAACAAGGGACAUAUAAUAGUGCUCAACAACGAAAUAUGGGUAAUCCAAAUUCAUACAAAGGAGGGAGAAAGAACUGAUAAUUUGUCUUACCAUAAUUU
Ochlerotatus camptorhynchus is the source of this 1111-nucleotide messenger RNA. RefSeq lists its product as uncharacterized. Lineage: Eukaryota; Metazoa; Arthropoda; Insecta; Diptera; Culicidae. The record is from RefSeq and is a predicted model, not a curated record. Bases 104 to 934 code for a protein of 276 amino acids. The transcript is spliced from 2 exons.